AUGGUCUCCAAUUUACUUCAGCCAACCUAUACUCUCCCUCUGACAGCGGGACUCGCAGUCCUUCUUUUGGGCCAUCUAUCCACACGCAGCAGCCCACCCAAACUUAUCCCUUCGCCACUGAAGACGGUGUUGCCGAGCCUCACAGACUCGGAUAAGGCCGGAUUGCCAUAUCCACCCGAUGCCUUACCGGGAGCCCGAGACGUAAAUAGUCCGUACGGAACAUUCCGAUGUUAUGAAUGGGGCCCUACCAAUGGACGCUUUGUUCUCCUAGUCCACGGUAUCUCGACUCCUUCACUGGCUUUGUAUCCAUUGGCCCAGAGACUUGUCAACGAACAUGGUUGCCGUGUACUCCUCAUGGAUCUGUGGGGUCGUGGGUAUUCUGAUGCCCCGGGUGACCUUCCCUAUGACGCGCGACUAUACACCUCUCAGAUCCUUCUCGCCCUGACCUCUUCUCCGGUCUCUUGGACCGGUUCUGGAGGACCGGCCCACGGAUUUGACAUCAUGGGAUAUUCACUCGGCGGUGGUAUCGCAUCGAACUUUGCCGCAAAUUUUCCUCAUAUGAUUCGCAGCGUGACCUUACUGACACCCGCCGGCCUGAUCCGACCCGAACGACGCGGGUGGACAAUGAGACUCAUGUACUCGACACCAUUUUUCCCAGAAGCGCUGCUCAAAUGGUUCGUAAAGCGUAGCCUGGGAGGUGGUAAAGCUACAACCGGAACCAAUUACCAGGCGCAGAACUCCAAGUCUGGAAUUUCCUUCAAUAUCCUGAAUGCGCCAUCCGAAGAACUUCCCAAGGAAAACGCCUCAGAUGAUGGCCCAUUGAUUGAAGCAUACCCGCACGUCAGCGUCGCGGGAGCCGUGAAUUGGCAGCUCAUGACGCAUCCGGGGUUUGUCCCUUCGUUUAUAUCGUCGAUUCGCCAUGCACCCAAUGUUGCACAGCAGGAGAUGUGGCGUCAUAUUCCAACAGCCGGUCAGAAACCCAAGGUUUUGAUCUUGGCUGGUGAAACCGACCCGAUUAUUCUUGCCGAUGAUCUGCGAGAGGAUGCUAUUGCUGUGCUUGGGGAGGAGAAUGUGAGAUUUGAGGUGCUUAACUGUGGCCAUGAACUCCCGGUUACAUGUUCAGAGCAAGCUAGCGCUAUCAUUGGCAAGUUCUGGUCUUUAGAAUUAUAA
Messenger RNA from Penicillium lagena, 1170 nucleotides. Its product is annotated as alpha/beta fold hydrolase. The transcript has 2 exons. The coding region runs from base 1 to 1170 and encodes 389 amino acids. The record is from RefSeq and is a predicted model, not a curated record. NCBI's taxonomy places the organism in Eukaryota, Fungi, Ascomycota, Eurotiomycetes, Eurotiales, Aspergillaceae.